Messenger RNA from Lichtheimia ornata, 993 nucleotides. RefSeq lists its product as uncharacterized. The coding region runs from base 1 to 993 and encodes 330 amino acids. The record is from RefSeq and is a predicted model, not a curated record. NCBI's taxonomy places the organism in Eukaryota, Fungi, Mucoromycota, Mucoromycetes, Mucorales, Lichtheimiaceae. Gene Ontology annotation, molecular function: protein binding. The transcript has 4 exons.
AUGAUUCAGGUCGAGUCGAAUCCCACCCUAUUGCCACCAUUCCAACCGGUACAAGCACUCGAUCUACAGCUUGGCAAUGAGUAUGUGCUUCAAGUAACAGCCAACAGCCAAUACGCCAUGGCUUCAUGUUCGGAUAGCACGGUGCGCCUUUACGAUCUAGCAACGUUGCAACCUGCCACAGCACUACGCCAACAAAAGGUGCUCACCAAGAUGCAGCUGUAUAAUGAUUCAACUCUCUUUACAUCAUCCGUGGAUGGAACACUUGUACGAUGGGAUUUGAGAACAGCACAACCUGUACAGACAUUGACGUAUUCCAAGCCGAUCUCUGCAUUCGACAUCAAUUGCAAUGAUACGAUGGCAGUCGUUGGUACGAGUGAUUAUGACAAGUAUGCCAAUGGUGAACUUGUGUUUUUUGAUACCCGCCAGUCCUCGAUCCUGCAUAAAUUUGUUGAAUCCCACCUCGAUGAUAUCACCGAAAUCCAAUGCCACCCCAGCAUGCCAGCUCGUCUUUUAUCAAGUUCCACCGAUGGUAUUAUCAACUAUUACGACGUUACAGACUUUGAUGAGGAAGAAGAUAUUCUCGCGGUGGUGGAUGCUGGCUCGUCAAUUCAAAAGAUGGGAUUCUUUGGUCCUGAUGCAGAAUACGUGUACAGCUUGACGCAUACAGAGACAUUUUUAUUGCAUACAUUGGAGGGUGAUCUCAUUUGCGACUUUGGUGAUGUGCGAAGCUUUGAUAGCAAUCAAGUCGAGUAUGCUAUUGAUUGUAGUUAUGAUCCGGUAUCACAGCGCUUCUAUUUGAUCACAGGCAACAAUAGUGGUGAUGUCCAAUUACUGCAUGUGAAUGUGGGUCAAGUACAACAUUGUCAAACACUCAAGGCACCUGGUGGUCAUACAGACAUUGUUCGAGCGGUCUAUUGGAAUCAUCAUUCUCAGAGCAUCUUAACAGGUGGUGAAGAUGGCCGUAUGUGUGCAUGGCAAGGUGCAUCAUCAUAG